This is a messenger RNA of Coffea arabica (coffee), 978 nucleotides long. RefSeq names its product acidic endochitinase-like. The record is from RefSeq and is a predicted model, not a curated record. Gene Ontology annotation, biological process: carbohydrate metabolic process. NCBI's taxonomy places the organism in Eukaryota, Viridiplantae, Streptophyta, Magnoliopsida, Gentianales, Rubiaceae. Gene Ontology annotation, molecular function: chitinase activity. Gene Ontology annotation, cellular component: extracellular region.
AUGGGUUCAAAACAGAAUUUGCGAAGGCAUCCGGUGCCAUAUUCAGUGAGACAACUCCUCAUUGUCAAUUCCUUCCCGCCAAGUACGGCGACGGACUUCCUUCAAUCUGUCAAUCCGAGAGUGUCUGCUGAUGCUGAAUGGUCCUCAGAAUGCCAAGGACUUGGGUUCUACUGGCCAAAUACUGAGGGUGGAAACCUGGCUGACAUAUGCAACGAUCAUACCAAUGGUAGCUAUGAAUACGUGGCUAUCUCCUGCUUAAAUUUCACGGACGAUGGUGGAAUCAUCGUCCCGCCUUACUGCACCACCCUAGGUCCUGACAUAGAUACCUGCAAGGGCCUAGGCAUCAAAGUAUUUCUUUCCCUUUUUGGGAGCCCUCAACUUACUCCUGAAACAGCUCCGAUAGUUGCAGCUGGUAUCUGUGAGGCAUUUUUGAAUGAUAGUUCAGGCCCUCUCGGUGCUACUGUAAAUGGAAUAGACUUCCAUUUCCGAAGCGAGGACGGAUCAAACAAUGGUCUGGAUAUUCUCGCCCAGGCACUCCGGGAUGAUUGCACUCCGUACUUAUCUGGAGCACCACUUUGUCAAAUUCCUGACUAUUAUCUUGACGCUGCUAUCAGAACUGGCGUCUUUGACUACGUGUGGGUGCAAUUUUUCGGUGAUCCUUCAUGUGAAUACAGUCCAGCCAAUCCCUUUAACCUCUUCGCAAGUUGGUUUGGAUGGUAUUCUUAUAUAGGCGAAUAUAAUACUACAUUAUUCCUGGGAUUAACUGAAGAUUCUGCCGCCGAGGGUUUCAUCCCAUGUGACCCGGAACUUCGGGUGAUUGUUUCCUUACUGGAGAUCUUCUUUCCCAAAUUUGGAGGGAUCAUGAUGCUUGAGGGCAAAUUCUAUUGCCCUCUUUCCAGUGCAAAAAUCCGGUCUUAUGUUAACUCUGAUGUUCUGGCUUAUGGUAGAAAGUCCAUGAAUAAGUUCCAAGCCAUCUAA